Amoebophrya sp. A25 is the source of this 176-nucleotide messenger RNA. NCBI's taxonomy places the organism in Eukaryota, Dinophyceae, Syndiniales, Amoebophryaceae. The record is from the annotation of a GenBank genome assembly.
AUUGGUUCUUUAUCGUCCAGUAUCAGGAAAGCAUUAUUCCCUUUCGUUGUGCAAGAGCCUCCAGCUGAGGGGGAAGCGUCCUCUGAUGUUGUAGAGCAGGAAGCUUUACCACAAGAUCCCGUCAAAGCGGACGUUGUAGAGCAGGAGGCUUUGCCACAAGUGGAUGUGGAGGAGAG